GUUAAAUUUUUGCUCCAGUUAUUAUUACAAUAUUUUAACUAUCAAGAAUUUAAAUAAUCUCACGAGGCAGGGCAACCGACCGGAGCCCUAAUUCCAGCCCUGUUUUCCAUUACCGGAGCUCCGCCAUCGCUGCUGCGCUCUUACUGAGAUCUCAACCUUCCCCCAACGCAGCAGUUGGCUCACCUCCCGAAUACGAAACAGAGAUGGAUGUAGACGACGAGUAUGAAGAAAUAGAGGAAGAAAUAGAGGAAGAAAUCGAGGAAGAAGAGGAAGAAGAGGAAGAAACAGGAGAAGAAUUCGAAUUCGAGGAAGAUGAAUCCGAAGACGAAGUUGUAGAAGAAGCGGGAGCUGAAGAUGAUGAGGAACUAGUCUCAUCCAAUGCAAUAGAUAGCAGAAAAGACAUAGCUGAAGUAUGCAAGGAAGCAGCAUCAGUAGCUGAAGUUGAGGAAGAGUUAACUCUGGUCAAUGGAAGUAGUGUUAAAAAUCAAGAAACGGAUAAAGAAGUGAAAGCUGAAGUGGGAACUGAAAAUGCAGUGAGAUUAACCCAAGUCAUUGAAGAAGAUAAUGUGAAAGAAGAACUGGACAGAAAAGGACCAGCUGCAAUUGCCCAAGGAUUAACUGCAUUCGAGAAGAUAGAUCAUGGAAAAGUUCAAGGAAUGAAUGAAUAUGCAGCUGCAGAAGUUGUUGAGGAACAGGCACCAGCCAUUAUAAAUGAUCAUAAAGAAGAAAAUGGACAAGUUGUGGAUCCUGCAUGGCUUGACAAGGGUUUGGGAUCAAAUUCCGCUACUCUACAGGAACCUGUAGCAAUUCUUUCAUUGGAUUUUUCUGUAGUACGGAACAAUCAUGACAAUUACAGAAACUCUAGUCCAAACCUAGCAAAUGAAGGAAACCAGUCAGCAGUUCAUGGAAAUAAACCUCACAGUGAUGAUAACAGCAUUUCUCUGCACGAGGGAGGAGUUCCUGAGAAGGCUUUUGGUUGUGAAACCAGUGCUGAAAAUGCUGAAAUAUUUGGUAUUGAUGGUGCUAGCAAGGGGACUAUUGGUGCUCAAUACUGCAAAGAUUUAUCUGAUCGGGAAGCAGCACAAGCACAAGAUGUGGAAGAUAUGGAUAUAUCUCCAAGGUCAGACGUUCCUCACUCAAGACCGCGAAGUUCGCCGCCUGGUUCUCAAAGUAAUGAAAAAAACAAACGGCAAGCAAUUAUAUGUGACUUUUUUUCUAAAGGCUGGUGCAUCAAGGGAAAUUCCUGUAGGUUCCUUCAUGUAAGGGAUAAUGCUGCUAGCAGUCCCAAGGAGGGUGGAGUAGAUGCUAAGCUAAAAGGCACACUUGAAGGUUUGAAGGAUACAACUCCAAUAUUAGCAAAGAAUAUGCCUUCUGAUCCAGCACUUUCUUGCGUUGAACGUGAAGCAACACUAAGGUCAAAGAGUGGAGAGGAACUUCCGGUAGAAAAAAGUGAUCCUUUGUCUAUUACCUCUUUGAAGGACAAUGACAAAGGCAUGGAAUAUUUUGAACCUAAACCAUACUUGGCCAAUCAUAGCUGCUCUUCCUUGUCAGUACCCAAGGACUGUUCUCAAACCUAUGGGAACAUCUCUUUCGAUAAAGGGUUGCCAUCUAAGAAUUACCGAAAUGCUGGAGUCCCCACGUAUUUAUCACAUUUAGAAGGGAUAAGAACUAAGGAAAUCCAGUCACUGCAUGCUGUCCCCCCUGGCUUGCAGAAGCCUGUAGAAGGUGGUAAAGAACGUUCUGUUUCUGGAUCUGUUGUCUCUCUGCAACACAGGUCUCCUCCGAUCUCUUGUUCUGAAUCAGAACUAAUUUCUCACGUUGAUGUAUCUGCCUUCACCCAGCAAUCAUCUCUGUGUAAGCCUAAACCAUUCAUUGACAAUUGGGAGCGUUCUAUUCCUUUUCGACCAUCAUUCUUGAUAACUCGGCGUAUGUUAUCUGAGGCAAGCCUAUAUGAUCCUAUACGAGACAGUAUUGAGCAAACAAAGGCUCAAGACAAGCCCUCACAGUCCCCUAUGUCAGGUCAAGAUACAUCUGUUUCUGGCACACAUGCGUGCGAGAAUGCUGAUCCAAUAGUAACAGGAGGCCUUUUCCCUGAUCAGAGCUCAAACAAACAGUCAGUUUCUAGCCACAGCUCUCACAAGGAUACUGUUCGGAGAAAGCUGUCGGAGAAAGAAAAUGAACUGAACGAUACUGCUGGAUCACCACAUGAGAACGUUCGUACUAGCUCGAAAGGAAAACAGCUUUUGAAAUCUACUGAUUUUAGAGGUAACACAGAAACUGAUAAAGCACAUUAUGGUAAUCACACCAUGCAGAAGAAUGGAUUGAAGCGUAAGAUGGAAGUGAAGGCAGAGAAAGCAAAAGGUCGAAAUAAUGUUGAUGUAUUAGUUCUCCAGGAAUCCAAAGCUGGAAAGCAGUUUCAGGCUGCUCUUGUGGAGUUCAUCAAGGAUCUAUUGAAACCAACAUGGCAUUUGGGUUUUGUCAGUCGCGAUGCUUACAAGAUAAUAGUAAAAAAGACAGCUGAUAAGGUUAUGGGCGCAUUGAAUCCCCAGCAAAUUCCUGAUACUUCCGAAUCAGUCAAAGAAUACCUUUCAUGUGCUCAGCCGAAACUUGAGAAGCUUGUUAAUGGUUAUGUUGAUAAGUAUGGCCAUUUGUGACAUGCAGUACAAACGUGGAACCUAGUGUACUAGGUAGGUUGUUUGGAGCUAUCCCAGCUGGGGGUAUUAGGAGUUCUGCCAAAUGGUUCCAUUACUCUUCUGUUGGAGAGUAUUAUGUAAUUUCUAGGGCCUAAAGCUCAAUCUUAUAUAAAGACUAAAAAGCUCUACUGGUUCACUUAAUUGUUUUUAGACAUCAACAAGCUAUCUGUUUUUUUUUUUUUUGUAUUGUACAGUUUAGUAUAUCUGCCGUAUAACUUUGUGAGUAUCUUGAGUUACUUCUUACUACGAGGAUAGAGCUUGCUAACUAUUUUUUCCUUAGAAGCAUCUUGCAGCACAAGGCUUUGGAUUUGUUGUUUCUUCAACCAUACAAGAUGGUGCAGUGUAGUCAUGUAGAUUAGCAUCACUACAAAUCUCAAUCUAGUAACCUAUAUUGAUAAAGGUUGUAUGCACAUUGAUUUGAAUGAAGGUUGGGUAAACUCAUAGUUUGUUAUGCUUUGUAUCACAGCUAUGGGCCGAGUUCGUGUCUCUCACAAGCUGUGAAGUCUAGUUGCACAGUUUACAUAUGCAAAAUUGAAGAGACAUUCAAACAAAUAAUUCCCAUUGCAAAGAGGACCAACUGUGGCAGCUUCAGUAGUUAUUAUUACUAUCAUCAUCAUCAUUAUUAUUCUUUCAUCUAGCCAGCAUCUCUUCCACCCGACAAAAUCUUAAUAUUUUUUCUAUUGUGCAUGUAAGAUCAUGUAUAUAAUGUAAUGAUCGAUUGCUGUUUGCCUCAUUAAGUUAAAGGUGCAAAGGCAUAAGUGAGCCUCUCGCCUCAUUGAAGCCCCUGUUAGGGUUUGGUUUUGACCAGGCUAAACUUGCAAGUGUACAAGUGUCGAUAUAGUAAUAAAUUCCGGUAAAAUACCGGGUCGAAUCCACAGGGAAACGUUGUUUAAUUGAAGUCCGAGAGUAGAUA
This is a messenger RNA of Cuscuta epithymum, 3606 nucleotides long. The record is from the annotation of a GenBank genome assembly. Lineage: Eukaryota; Viridiplantae; Streptophyta; Magnoliopsida; Solanales; Convolvulaceae.